Pseudo-nitzschia multistriata is the source of this 5633-nucleotide messenger RNA. NCBI's taxonomy places the organism in Eukaryota, Bacillariophyta, Bacillariophyceae, Bacillariales, Bacillariaceae. The record is from the annotation of a GenBank genome assembly.
CCUCAGUAGCUUUUAAUACUAACCAGUCCUCAGUGAGCAGUCCAUCAUAGGCCCUCCAGGACCAAUCGUAGAGUCGACACAGUCCUCCGAGCCAUAACUAGAAAAAUGGAUGCUAAGAACACCAGCCCAAGCACAAACAGCGGUGGACAAGGAACUGGAUCAAGCACCGGACCAUUCACAAGAUCUCGCAACCGGAAUCGCAACCGCAACAAGCACAACAACACCGGAGCUGCAACACAGUUACAAAAUGACAAGAAAUUCACCGGACUUGAUCAAGAUGAACUCAAAGGGCUCAUCGUCAACACUUCCAGCUCACAGCAGUAUGACAAGCUGUUUGAGGGGCUGAAGGUAAUGGCAGGAAAGCUCAACUCCAAGGUCAAGACAACACUACUAUCAUUCAAAGCACUCACGGAAAUGGAUUUCGUACCACCAAUGCCAGAGAUCUCAGAGUACACGACGAUCACUAAUGGGAUAGCCACUGAGGAUACAAACAAGAAGAGUCUGCUAAACACAGCAUGGCUGGAAAAAAACAAGAGAUCAACUAAGAAGUUUGAGAAGUACGAGGAGGACCUAAAGCACUUGUUCUCCUGCAUCGAGGGGCAGCUAAGCCCAGGAGUGAAACAGCAACUCAAGGCACACAAGAACUGGACAAGAACGGAGGAAAGACAGGACACAAUUGAGUUACUUACACUACUGCGAGAAUACUGCUACCGAGACAGUAACACCAUGGUUCAUCCGAUGAUCGAUGUAAUAAACAAGGUUACCAAAUUCCUCGGCUGUAAGCAGGAUCACAACAAGGAUGCAGCAACCUUUGUGGAUGAAACAAAGGCCAGAUUCAACGUCCUCAAAUCAGCUGGGAUCCAAAUCUGGUCAUCCGACAUGGCAGAGUAUACCAUAGAAAGACACUUCAAAGGAGAAGAGACACUCUCCUCAUAUCUUGCAAAGGACAGAGAGGACCAAAAGCCGAUAAACGACGCCAUGGGAGAGCUACUGUUGGCCACAGUGAUAGCUAACGGAUGCCACCCGAGGGCGCACCGUAAUCUAGCCGGUGUGUUGAAGGAUAGCUACAGUCUGGGAACGGAUGCAUACCCAACAACAACACCGAAAGCACUGGAGCUGUUGAACCAGUAUCGGGCCUUCCCUGGUAGCGGGGGUAGAGGCCAACACAACGCGAACAACAACAGCAAUAACAACAACCGAGCAUCGCAUAAUCAAGGCGGACAACGAGGACAAAAGGAAACAGACGAAACAGCGUUUGUCACACGCGGCGAGCAAUCAAGAAACAAUGGAGGCAUGACCGUACAAGAGGCCACACAGGUGUUCAUGGAUGCAGAAAAGGAAGGGGAUGAGACAGAUGAACUUUGCUUUGUUCAACUGAGCGAGACCGAGCACAAAGGAACUGGUGACUCACCAAUCGAUCACCACACAAGCAAAGAGUUCCACCUACUGUUGUCCCAAACGAAGGGGCGAGUAAACCAAAACUGGAUCUUGCUGGACAGCCAAGCAACAUGCAAUUGCAUCUGCAACCCAAGAAUCUUGCACAACAUCCGAGUUCACCCAAUGGGAGAAAGGAUUCGUAUCCACUGCAAUGCUGGCAGCGUCCUGGUAGACAAGAUCGGGGACCUCCCAGGGUUCGGACCGGUUUGGUACCAGGAAGGGGGCCUCGCAAAUGUACUAUCACUGGGACUGGUAUCAGAUAGCCACCGGGUGACAUUGGACACAGCCAUUGCUCAAUCAUUCUUUGUCCACAAGGAUGAUGGAACUACCAGGCGAUUCGACAGGACCUCAUGCGGACUGUACGCCUGCGACAUCACCGACACGAGUGGAGUGAUUCUUACAGUCACCACAGUAAAAGGUCAAAAACAGCUCUACUCGGAUCUGGACCUAAAGAGGGCCAAGACAGCCCGGAAGCUGCAAGACACUCUGGGAUUCCCAAGCCUGAAGGCUUAUCUCCACAUGAUUGAUAACAACCUAAUACUUAACUGCCCAGUAACAAGGAGGGAUGUCCUGAUGGCUGAGGACAUCUACGGUGUGAAUACCAACAUCGUAAAAGGGAAGACUGUCCGCAGGCGCCCCCCACACGUGAGGGAGGACGUUGAGCCAGUGCCCGCAAGCAUUCUUGAGAGAUACAGGGAGGUCACACUUGGGAUUGAUGUAUAUACAGUAAACGGCAUCAAAUUUCUACGGUCAAUCUCAAGGCACCUGCACUUCCGGACCAGUAAGUCAAUCACCAACGCCAAGAGCUCAACACUCCUGGCCUGCAUCAAGUCAAUCAUAGGAGUGUAUGCCUCACGGGGGUUCAAAGUCACCCAAAUAUUCGGAGACAAUGAGUUCAACUGUCUCAAGGAUCCAAUGCUGACAUGGUCACCACCAGUGCAGUUUCAUGGGGCAGCCCCCGAUGCACAUGAACCAUUCAUCGAGCGGGAUAAUCGAACCAGCAAGGAGCGCGUACGCUGUACAUUUGCGUCAGUCCCAUUCAAAACAAUGCCCCCUCGGAUGGUCAUCGAGCUCGUGAAUGGGGUUGAUUUCUGGCUGAACCACUGGUGCAGCUCAAGUGGUGUAUCACAGACAAUGUCACCAAGACAACUAAUGACCGGCAUACGCCUCGACGCACAGAAACACUGUCAAUAUCAGUUCGGGGAUUACGUGCUCGGGCACGAGGAAGGAGGCGACAACUCCAUGGACCCACGAGCCCGGGAUGCCAUAUACCUACGCCCAACAGGGGACGCACAGGGAGCAAUGUACCUGUUUGAUCUGAAGACCGCGCGCCGCAUCCGGAGGAAGUCGGCAACACUGGCGCACAUGACAGACACAGUCAUCAACAGAGUGGAGACAAUUGCAAGGGAGCAGAGCUCUCCCGCAGGGAUCACCUAUGGGGACUCAGCCGGAAAUGUCACCAUCCUGGAUUUGGAUACAGGAUCAGUCAGUUCUAACGACGACGACGAUGCAUCAGACAAAACUUACUCACCAUCAGACGACGACACCUCAGAGGCCUCUGACCUCUCAGGAGUGGAUUAUGACGCCGACGAGGUAACUGUGCAUGGUGAUGAGCAACAGGACACCAUGGUCAACAGCGAUUCAGUGGAAUACAGCAAUGCUGCGGAUAAUGAAUAUAAUGAGCUUGAUAGCGGGGACAAUACUGAUCCCGUAGAAAACAGUACCGAUCCUACGGUGCCAGGAGGGAUCGUGAACGAGGAAUUCAGCGUGACGAGUGAUCACAACGGAGCAGUCCCGGAAGUUCCGCGCCCAACCGACGGCGACAAUGACGAUUUUGAUAUGCCGCGCGAUCAAAGUGACAGCGAGAACGGUCCCCAUGAACGCGCAGAAGACGCGCACGACUAUGAUUAUAAUACGCCCAACGCCCGAGCUUCAACACCGGAGGACGAUUACGAUAACAGUGAGCACAAUGAGCGUAGCAACAGUACCAGCACCUACGGAGAAGGCAACACUGACUGGAGCAACACGGAAUCAGCUCAUAAUAACAACAACAGCAGCUACAGCAACAGGAGUGACGAUGAUGACAACAAUGAGUGCAGCCCAGAGGGUCUGGACGAUGGCGAAGACGGCGGUGAGUCAAGUAAUGAAGGCGGACAGCGUGUCCUGCGCCCUCGGGUAACGAGGGGACACAAUAAGUAUGGACCAGAGGAAGGAUUCACCUCAACUGUCCACCAUCGGACAGCAACAACCGUCCACCAUAACUGCUUCUUCACUGCGGGCUUCCGUGCUGCACUAACAGAGCUUGAGGAGCGCAAUGAGCGUUACAUGUUCAUUGCGACUGCCAUAGCUAAUUAUAAUAACAUAGACGCGUCUCUAGUAACCCGCCAGUAUGGCGUGAAAGCUGGCCUAAAGAUAUUCGGAACCCUAGGAGUGGAAGCAGUGCUGAGCGAGCUGAAACAGCUGCAUGAUCGGGAAGUAGUGAGCCCAGUAAAAAUCAAAGACAUGACCGAGGAAGAGGUUAAGAAGGCCCUCCCAUAUCUCAUGUUCCUCAAGCGAAAGCGCUGUGGAAAGAUUAAAGGGAGAGGGUGUGCAGAUGGAAGAUCCCAAAGGGAGUAUAUAUCAAAAGAAGACUCUUACUCACCAACUGUAUCAUUGCAUGCGCUAAUGCUAUCAUGUCUUAUCGAUGCUAUAGAAGGAAGGGAUGUGGCAACAGCAGACAUUCCCGGGGCCUUCCUCCAAACACCAAUGCCUGAAGGGGAGGUGGUUCAUCUCAAGUUUGACGGCCCAAUGGUUGAUAUCCUCUCCCGCCUAGACCGAAGCCUAUACACCCCGUAUGUGGUCAACACCAAGAGCGGUCGCAGGCUCCUAUAUGCCAGGGCAGACAAGGCUAUCUACGGAACACUAAGGGCAGCACUCCUCUUCUACCAGAAGCUCAGUGGAAAACUAAUGGAAUGGGGAUUUGAGUUGAAUCCAUAUGACGCGUGCACUGCCAACAAGGUAAUACGAGGCCACCAAUGCACCAUUGUCUGGCACGUGGAUGACCUGAAGAUCUCACACAAGAGCCCAGUGGUCGUGACAAGGGUUCUGGAUGCCCUGAACCGGGAGUUUGGCAAGGAAGCCCCACUGUCCGUGACACGGGGAAAGAUCCAUGAGUACGUUGGAAUGACCAUCGAUUACAGCGACAAKGGGAAGGUUAAAUUCAGCAUGUUUGACUACCUGGAAGGAAUCAUUGCUGACCUUACUCAGGGGCUAAGGGAGACUUGCGUGACACCAACCCCUGCGGCAGCACACCUGUUCCAGGUUAAUGAGGAUGCGGAGAAGCUCUCGACAGAGGAAGCAGACCUGUUCCACCACGUGACGGCACAGCUCUUGUUUGCGAGUAAGCGGGCCCGGCCAGAUCUUCAAACUGCUGUUUCUUUCCUAUGUACACGGGUCUCCGACCCGGAUGUGGACGAUCGAAAGAAGCUGAAACGAGUGCUUGCCUACAUGAAAGAUACCAUAUUCAUCCCACUUGUGUUGGGAUGGGAUUCAACUGGCAAUGCAAACUGGUAUGUGGAUGCAUCAUUUGCCGUACACACCGACAUGAAGAGCCACACUGGAGGAGUGUUAACAUUUGGACAAGGCGCUGUUCUGGCAAUGUCGACCAAGCAGAAGAUCAACACUAAGAGCUCAACUGAGGCCGAGCUUGUAGGAGUGGACGACACGUUACCAUACAACCUAUGGUGCUACUAUUUCCUGCAGUGGCAGGGAUACAUGGCCAAUGGGUGUCUCCCCGAAGUGGGGAGUGACGAGCGGACCACAGCCCAGCUUGGAGCAAAGAAUGUGCUCCACCAGGAUAACACCAGUGCAAUUAGACUGGAAUCAAAUGGAAAAGCGUCCAGUACUAAGAGGACUCGCCACAUAAACAUUAGAUACUUCCUAAUCACUGACAGAGUCAAGAAAGGAGAGGUAACGAUUGAAUACUGUCCAACCGGCGAUAUGAUUGCUGAUUUCUUCACUAAACCCCUACAGGGUUCCUUGUUUAGGAGGCUCAGAAACACAAUCAUGGGGAUUUCUGAGACAGACUAUCUCAACUACAAGGAGGCGUACUACACAACAAAGGAAGGAAGAAACAGGUCCGUACGCUUCGCAGACGAAUCCAAUAGUACGGUGCAAAAUGAGUGAACUUAAGCCAUCAAUAAGCCCCGCAGGAGUGU